Molecule: messenger RNA, 5854 nt
Organism: Lethenteron reissneri (Far Eastern brook lamprey)
Lineage: Eukaryota; Metazoa; Chordata; Hyperoartia; Petromyzontiformes; Petromyzontidae
Product: heat shock 70 kDa protein 12B-like
Source: RefSeq, a predicted model, not a curated record
CAUCGCUAACCACCACCCUCAUAUCCCUUGCGUUCCCCACCCCUUCACUUGUUAAACACACAGGCGGCUCUGGGCAUAAGUGUCACUGACAUUAUUAUAGGUCUGCCCGGAGGUGGGGGGGGGGCGGGAAACUAAAAUCAGGUGACGCGGUCGGUCAUAGAGGAGGAGGAGGAGGCCCUGAGUAACGGAGAGAGGUUCUUGUUUUUAAGUGAACCACAAUACACCCGACGCUACUACGUGUGCCGCGACACCGAACGGUGCGCUUUGAAAGCGACCCGUGACCAACAGCGGUUCCAAGACAAAGCGGGCAGCUGCGUUUAAUCUGUACAGGAAGUUUGAGACCCAUUUUUUCUCUCUCUUCUCUCUCUCUCUCUCUCCAUUUUUCGUCAUUUUUUUGGGAGGGGGGGGGGAGUUUGUAAACGUCUUGGAGUGGUCGGCUCACUUCCUGCCUCGGAGAGAGAGUUGGGGAGGGGGGAAAGGGAGCGUUUGCUGCUACUACUCGCGUCACACACACUCACACACACACACGCGCGCGCGUGCGCUGGUCUCUCUACAGCUAAGAGUAGCGCUUCUCUCGUCUGUCUGUCCACACCUCGGCACAAGUUCGAGAUUAAUCUCGGAGCUCCCCCCCCCCCGCCGCCCUGCACCCCCAUUCUCCGACAGACGACAUGAGCGAGCCUGAGGACGCCGCUUUAAAGAACAUGACGUUGGGCGCUGAAGAACCCGAGCCGCAAACCCAGAGUCACCCGGGCAGCCCCGCCGGAUGUGGCAUCGCGCCUCUCACCCCGUCGAUGCCCGCGAAGCGCGGCGAAGAGCAGCCGCCGGCUCGAGGCUUCUCGGUGGUGGUCGCCAUCGACUUCGGGACGACCUCGAGUGGCUACGCCUACAGCUUCACGAGCGAGCCGUCCGCCAUCCACAUGAUGAGGCGCUGGGAGGGUGGCGACCCGGGGGUGUCGAGCCAGAAGACGCCCACGGCGCUGCUGCUCACUCCGGACGGGCGCUUCCACAGCCUGGGCUUCUCCGCUCGCGACUUCUUCCACGACCUGGAGCCGAGCGAGGCGACGUCCUGGCUCUACUUCGACAAGUUCAAGAUGAAGCUCCACGACAUGAACGUCAUCUCCUUGGACACCGAGCUGGAGGCAACCAACGGGAAGAUGGUGAAAGCCCUCGAGGUGUUUGCCCAUGCGUUGCGCUUCUUCAAGGAGAGAGCCUUGCAGGAACUCUCGGAUCAGACGGGCUUGCCGUACAACCCCGAUGAGAUCCGAUGGGUGAUCACGGUCCCCGCCAUCUGGAAGCAGCCGGCCAAGCAGUUCAUGAGGGAGGCGGCCUACGCGGCAGGGAUAGCGACCCCACAGGCCCCCGAGGGCCUUCUCAUUGCCCUCGAGCCCGAGGCUGCGUCCAUCUACUGCCGCAAGUUGCGCCUCAACCAGCUCACGGAGCUCGCGGCUUCAACCCACGUCUCCAACGGCCACGGCGACUCGGCCUCCCCAACAGGCUUCUCCAAUGGUUGGGACGUGCCGCGCCGCUCCCGACACAGCCAGAAAGCAACCUUCGUCGUGGAGAGCAGCGUCGGGGAGCUGUGGUCAGAGCUGCAAGCUGGGGACAAGUACCUGGUGGCCGACUGCGGUGGCGGCACCGUGGACUUGACCGUACACCAGAUCGAGCACCCACAGGGCACACUCAAGGAGCUGCACAAGGCCUCAGGUGGGCCUUACGGCUCUCUGGCCGUGGACCAGGCCUUCGAGCGGCUGCUGGGCCGGAUCUUCAGCGCCGAGUUCAUCGUGCAGUUCCGGCGGAACCGCCCGGCCGCCUGGGUGGACCUGACGAUCGCCUUCGAGUCGCGCAAGCGCACGGCGGCGCCGGGCCGGGCAGGCCCGCUCAACAUCUCGCUGCCCUUCUCCUUCGUGGACUACUACAAGAAGGUGCGCGGCCACAGCGUGGAGACCGCCCUUCGCAAGAGCGGGGUUGAGUUCGUGAAGUGGUCGUCCCAGGGCAUGCUGAGAUUAAGCGCCGAGGCCAUGAACGACCUCUUCCAGCCGACCAUCCAGAAGAUCGUGCAGUGCAUAGGCGACGUGCUCUCCAGGCCGGGCGUCGAGGGCGUGAAGAUCCUGUUCCUGGUGGGCGGCUUCGCCGAGUCGCGCCUGCUCCAGCGCGCCGUGCAGGAGGCGUUCGCGCCGGAGUGCCGCGUGAUCGUGCCGCACGGCGUGGGCCUCGCCAUUCUCAAGGGCGCCGUGCUCUUUGGCCUCGACCCCACGGUGGUGCGGGUUCGACGCUCGGCCGUGGCGUACGGGGUCGGCGUUCUCAACCGGUUUGUCGAGAGCAAGCACCCCGAGGAGAAGCUGCUGGUGAAGGACGGCGCCCGCUGGUGCACCGACGUGUUCGACCGCUUCGUGAGCGCCGACCAGUCGGUGUCGCUGGGCGAGACGGUGACGCGCAGCUACACGCCGGCGCGCCUCGCGCAGACCAAGAUCAUCAUCAACGUCUACUGCUCGUCCAACGACGAGGCGCGGUUCAUCACGGACGAGGGCGUGCACAAGUGCGGCACGCUGUGCCUCGACCUGGGCGCGGAGAGCGCCACGACCCCGGGCCAGGCCCCCCCCCGCCGCCGCCGUGAGAUCCAGACCCACAUGCUGUUCGGGGACACCGAGGUGCGCGUCACCGCCGUGGACGUGCGCAGCGCCAAGAGCGUCAAGUCCAGCGUCGACUUCCUCAGCGUCUGAGGCCACCACCUCCCCCACCACCACCCACCACCAACGCGUCGACCGUGGGUGCCCAGCCCAGGGGGUCGGGGGGGGGGAGAAUCGCGCGCACGGAUUGUGUCGCUCGCGGCUCUCCGGCACGCGCGCGUGGUGUCGUCGUAGGGGGUGUUUCGUUAGCGGUGUAGAAGCCGACGGGAAGCUAGCCGUCAGGGCGAAAUGCGAGUGUGUAUUUGCAGAAAGUCGGGUUUUUAUAUACGGAUUGUGUCUUCAAGCUUUGGGCAACCGUAGGAUCAAUUUGGCUGGUUUUCGAUGGGGUAAAUGUCUGAUAGCAACGCAAGUUUAUACUAUGGAUUUGUUUAUACUGACUGGAUCGUCUUAAUGAGAGUUAUCGUGUCCCCUGUUGCGGAUGGAUGGACAGGUGGAGUUACCGCAUGAACACUUUCAACGUUAGUUGGAAAGCGUUGAAAAGAAGAACAUUUUUCUCAACUUGUAGAUACAUCGGCUGUGUGAUCUCAGGCUGUCUCACAUGAGCCUGCAGCUCUCGUAGUGAAUACAAUACUUUCAAGUAUUUCAUUUGUUUUUAGGAAAGUGGCAUCAUUAGAAUGCCAUAGUAGUGAGCUUGACAGUACAUUUAAAAUAUUAUUAUAAACUACGUUUCUAUAAAAGCUAAUUGUUGAGUAUGUAUUGUGUCUUCUUUAAACGCAAGUGCUGUAUGUAUGAAGGGCUUUUUCAUUUUACAAUAUACAUAAAAAAUAUAUAUCAAGUAACACACUGGUAUCAAACAGCCAUGAUCAGACGUGGCUCAAGAUUGUUCUUUAUAAAUAAAACAACGUAUCGUCGGAGGGGGUGGACCAGUGGCGCAGUGGUUUUGCGCACAGACUAUGCAGCGGGAGACCUGAGUUCGAUUCCCAGCCAAGACUGACAUCAGCGACGAGAGAUAUAUGAACCAGACCUGAACCAGACCUGGACAUCCGAGUCUAGUCAAACAACCCCAAAAGCUUGUGGAUGCCUUCGUCCAACAGCGGUUUGACAAAGGGCUGUAUAUCGUUUGAGGAAUUAAUUACAAAAUAAAACGAACGCUUCAUUAAAACCAGACUUUAGUUUCAGCCGGGAUAGAUUCGUAUCCGUGGUUUUUCCCAUGCAAUGCCUGAUCACUCUCUAUCAUGCCUUGUGUGGGAAGUUUCCCGCAAGAGAUGACGGUUCUCUACGUGUGAAUUUAAUUGGCCAUUGUCAAGAGGAUCAAUCAUUGCUAUAAGCAGACAGUAGGCAAUUAAAAAUGUGGCCAAUGGCGAUACGCGUGGACAAUCUUGGCACAGCGUUCAAAGCAAGGCCAUUGUUUGAUAAAACUAAAGGCUUGAACUUGCACGAUGGUGAUGGUGUAUGGAAUGCCAUGUUUCAUUUUAAAGCGAUCACAGAUUCAUUUCGGGUAGAGUUGGCAAGGAUGGUGGGUGGUGCAGCAGUGGCGACAGCGGUUGAAGCACUGCGCUACCAACUCGGAGUCCCGAGUUCGAUAUCUGAACAUCUGCGCUGACCAUCGCGGGUGAUGUUUGGUCAAAUAACCCCGAUAGACAAACGAGGCGACAGGGGAAGCCUUCGUUCAGCAGUGGAGAUUGACGAAAUGGCUGCAACACGAUUACACUGGUCAACACACUUUUUCUGGCAUAAGGUAUUCCAACGGUUUUAAUGUAAUUUUUGGGGUGCUGAUUCCAAAUCUGGCAUCAGUUUUUGUAUAUCACAUCAGGUUUUUGAGAUAUCAAAUAUUGCAUUUUCAAUAAAAACUGCAGAAGAAAAAGAUUAAAUAAAUGUGGAUAUCUACAUAAAAUGAUAUUAUAAACACACUAUCCUAAAAAUACAGCACCAUAUUUUAACACUAAAGCAGUCAUUGACUCGCAACAACUUGCACUCAUAAGUGACAGAGUUAAUUUCGGGUAAAAUAAAUGAAAAUGGGGUAUGCCGAUAGCAUAAAAUUGAGAUGUGAUAGAGCAAAUCUGAGAUCAGAUUUGGAAUCAGCACCCUGAAAUUAGUCUAAAACAGCUGCAAAAGUCCAGGCCAGAAAUAGUUUUUUUGUUGUUGACCAGUGUUAUUUUAGCAAGGGCUAAAAGGGGGGGGGGGGGGCGAGUCGCACAGCUUGAAACAACGAGACGAUGAGAAGGCACAGGCAGAGCCAUCUGCCGUAACCGAAGCGAUAUUGAUCACACAACACCUUGGGUUGUGAAGGAGCCGAGUGGAACGUGAGUGAUGAGCCAAGUACUUGCUCUGGGAGGGUGCAGAGAGGUGUGAUUUGACGUCGCGCGAUUUCCCCAGUUGUGCUUAGCCACUUGUCACCGUGUAAUUGUGGUAAGCCACUCCACCCCACCACGACCCCCCCCCCCCCACCCCCCUUCUCAUCCCAGACUCAAUAAUUCUGCACGCAACCUCAUUUUACAAAAACCUCAGCGACACACAAUGCCACUCGGCCUCACAAACGUCUUCUUUGCCACGUCAAGGCUGUGAGCCCAGUGACUAAUGGGCCGUCCAUAAAUGACGUCAUGCACCUAGGGGACGGGGGGGGGGUCAGACAUUUGUGACGAUGUGUGACGAGGGGAGGGGAAGGUUUGAGAAAUGUGACGUCACAUCAAAAUGCGCAACUUUAAAUAGACAACACGUUCUACUUAAUUAAAUAGACUUUUUAAUACAUGUUUUCUCCUACAACAUCAGAGUGCAGCGCCACUUUAAAUACGCACUACAAUGACAAUAGUUUAAAGCGAUUUGAAGCAUGUUUAAUAUUAGGGGGGGGGCAGAGCUUUGUGACGUUAUAUUUGAGGGGGGGUCUGACUUUUUGUGACGCCGUGUGACGAGGGGGGGGGGGUCAAAAAUCGUCCAAAAUCGCGUGACGUCAUUUAUGGACGGCCCCGAAGUGUGAUAGCGCCGUCUGUAUAGUGCCAUUUAUCAAAGUGUAAAGUUUCUCUACUAUUUUUAUACGUUUCAAAAGCUAACUCUAACAUUGUAUCAAAAAAUUGCAUAUACGUUGACUAUAUAUUUUAACGAGCAACGCCUUGUAUUUUAUGUCGACAAGUUGGUGGUAAUUUGAAAAAAUGAGCAUUAGUGUUUAUAUGUUUUUUGCUUAUUUUGUGUAGCAAUUGAAACAAUAGAAAUAAAAAUACUGACAAUGGAAA